Prorocentrum cordatum is the source of this 415-nucleotide messenger RNA. The record is from the annotation of a GenBank genome assembly. Lineage: Eukaryota; Dinophyceae; Prorocentrales; Prorocentraceae.
AUGCAUUCCGGGUCGCUGGCCUAUGGUACUUUUAUCCUCGCCAUUACGCAAUUUGUCCAUUACGUGGCAGAGUAUGUCGAGAGGCAGAGCGAGCAGGGCGUCGAGAACCCUGUCGUCCAUUGCCUGGCUUGUUGUAUUUCUUGUUGCUGCGGUUGCUGCGAGCAGAUCGUGAAGACCGUCAACAGGAACGCGUUCUUCAUCAUUGCCAUCACAUCAAAGAGCUUCUGCAGUGCCGCGAGGAGUCUGUUUCACAUUAUUGCAGAUUACGGGGCCGCCAUGGCAGUGCUUAACGGUGCGACCGUCAUCUUCCAGAUGGUUGGUGGGCUCAUGAUAACCGCGGCGUCGGGUUUUUUCGCGCAGCUUCUGUUUCAUCAUUAUGGGUCUGAGGAGCCGACAGUGGGCGUCGUCGUCUCUU